CCUGUAUUAUAUAUAUAUAUACACAAAUAAUACAUGUAUAUAAAUAAUGUAUCAUAUUAUACAUCAGAACAAGAUCAAUAUGUAUAGUUUAAAGAAGCUCUCUGUCUCCCACAUUGGUGCUCCAGCCUUUUUUUUUUAUUGCCUCUUCCACCUUCACAGCCUGUCAAGCUUGAAUUAUUAGCAUCACUAUUAUAUACGUCUUGGGAGAGAGAGUGUGUUUGCCUUGUUAUUUCUUCAAGUAAAGUAAGAGAUUAGUUUGUUGCAGCUGCUCUGUUCUCAAAGCUGUUCAAACUAACAAAUCAUGAGAUAUUGAAGGUUUUGAAGAGAUUGGAGACUUGGUUGCCUUAUUGUUUGUUGAUUUGAGGGAACAAAAGGAAAACGAGGAUUUAUGGGUGGAAGAAGUACUGGCAUGACGGAGCAAGAUGUUCAAUGAGCCGCACCGAAUGAAGUCGCGAUUCAGUCACUUUUUAUUGCAGACACGUUUUCACGUGACGAAUCCAAUCUCAUUCCCUACUAUGGCCUGCAUAUGGUACCACAAAAGGGGAACCAAUUUCUUUUGUAAACUCAAGUACGUGCAACUUUAUUGGAUGGGAACGAAACUGGAAUACGCGAUUAAUCUGUUAGAUACAUCGACGAGUAGCAAUAGUUUUACAGUGCAUUUUGUGGAUGAUCACUUGGACUAUUUCAGUUCUAAGAGACUGAAAGACAAUCAGAGAACUUCAGUGGUCAAGUUUUCGGAUUCCAUAAACCGGAUGGCUGAGAACCAUAAUUUAGAUACCAUCAGAAAGACAAUGCAGAUGCAUGAAGAUAUCUUCAAACAACAGGUAAUGGAACUUCAUCGGCUGUACAGCGUUCAGAAGACACUGAUGAAUGAGCUGAAAGCAGAAACUAGACGAAACAAAGGUUCUAGUCCAACGAGCGGCUCAGACGUUAAUGGCAUCCGAUUUGUUGACCAACACAAUUCAGUAACAAAACCCAGUUUGCGCAUUCAAGGCUUGACAGACAAUCCAACAUCAAGAGAACGCAGUGGCAGUUGCUCUGGAGACACGUUAAGAGUUCCGAGAGGUUUUGAUCUCGAAAGACCUGCUGAAGAAGACAUCUCCACCGGAGUCAUCGUCCCAGGAAGUAACAAAAUGAGCAUUAGUAGCUGUGGUAGUGAGGUGGAGUUGACAUUAAGCAUUGGGGGUACUAGUAGUAGUAGUAGCAGCAAGAAGUCCAAAGGUUUUCUGGCUCAUCAGAGUCUACAAUUAGGAUGCUUUGAAUCAACAACACCUAAAGAAAUACGAGAACUUGAUUCGUCUGUGUCGUUCAAGUCUGAUAGAGGAGAAGAUUGCAGCACCCCAACAACUCCAAUGAGCAGCUCGAGCGCAACGAUUGAUCAGGAAAAGAAGCAGCCGCAUUGGCUUUUUCGAGGCUUAAGCAUUAAUAGAACAUGAGAGCUCUGACUUCAUUUGUAUGUGUUGUAUGUACCUUCUAAACUACUCCAAAUGAAUCGCUUAAUUCACACGAUUCAUGGACCAAAAAUUCCUCAUUUAGUUG
Tripterygium wilfordii is the source of this 1539-nucleotide messenger RNA. RefSeq lists its product as uncharacterized. Bases 423 to 1436 code for a protein of 337 amino acids. The transcript is spliced from 4 exons. Lineage: Eukaryota; Viridiplantae; Streptophyta; Magnoliopsida; Celastrales; Celastraceae. The record is from RefSeq and is a predicted model, not a curated record.